Caenorhabditis remanei is the source of this 528-nucleotide messenger RNA. RefSeq lists its product as uncharacterized. The transcript has a single exon. NCBI's taxonomy places the organism in Eukaryota, Metazoa, Nematoda, Chromadorea, Rhabditida, Rhabditidae. The coding region runs from base 1 to 528 and encodes 175 amino acids. The record is from RefSeq and is a predicted model, not a curated record.
AUGUGGGAGUGGGAAGCGGAUCUUGGAAUCGUGGAACAUCUUGAUUCCGGCACGCUUGGUGUCUUCGGCCUUGAUGGUUUGGACCUUGAGGAUGUGGAUGCGAUCAGCCUGAGCACGAUGACGGGCUCCCAUGUCACGGUAGCACUGAGUAACAGCUCCAGCGACAGUGGUAUCACGGUACUCACGGUACAUGUUGUGGUGUCCAGUACGGGAAUCGUACUUAAGCCAGACUCCGUAGUUCUUGACGGUUCCUGGGUUCUUCUCGAACACCUGAAAAAAGAAUUUAGCUCUCGUUUUUGUAAAAAUUGGCAAACCUGCUUGAUUGAGAGAAUCUCUCCGUUGGCCUUCUUCACACGACGGAGCAUGGAGACGAAGUACCAGAAACGAGACUUGGCGAUAACGUGGUUGGUAGCGAAAAUUUGCAUCUUCCAGAUUGGAGUCACUGGCUCCUUCUCGGUUGGGAUUUUGCGUCCAACGACGACGUACUCAUUAAGAGUCUCUCCAAGAGCCUUGGUUGGCAUGUUUUAA